This is a messenger RNA of Adineta ricciae, 600 nucleotides long. The record is from the annotation of a GenBank genome assembly. Lineage: Eukaryota; Metazoa; Rotifera; Eurotatoria; Adinetida; Adinetidae.
AUGCUUCAACAACAAUUUUGUUUUUAUUCAUUCAAUGCAACAUGUAUUCCUUGUCUCGGUACACUAUUCUUUGUUACCAUAGGUUUACUACAUGAAGUACCGUACCGANCUAAAACUAUAUAUGACUUUAUUAGUCCAGUAACUAUACAACCAAACGAUCCGAAUCUUUUUCUAAAUACGUUUUCUACGCUCAAUGGUGAAAAUGUCAUUCGAUCGUAUCAAUGUAGUGAAGGAUGUUCACCAAUUUGUGGACCAAAAUCAUCUGUUGUGUUCACUGAUAAGCGAAUCAUCGCUCGACAUCAAGAACCCGAUGGUUGUGGUUGCUGUUCGAACAUUUCUCAUGUCGAUACCGUUAUCUUCAUGCGUGAUAUCGAAGUGAUGAAAGAAACAGAUCAAUCAACGGGUACACGUUUGGCUGCAUUAAUUAUGGUAUUGACUUGUACAUGGCCGAUACUCCUCUGUAAAGUAUGUUGUGGGGAUCAUCCGAAGGUCUUGGAAAUCAAAGGUGCAUUCGGCUCGGAGUUUAUUAAAUUCAAACGGGAGGAAUUCAAACAUGCAGCCGAUGAAUUAUCGUCCAUAGUUCUGCCAAUGAAGAACUGA